CCGUUGAAUUAGUAGGUUGCGGUCGGUCCGUUAGUGCGAGUGGGAGAGCGCGCGUGCUAAAGUGAAUCCGUUGCAUUUCUCUUCCUCUUCCACUCUUCACACCUACGCAGGUGUGUGUGUGCGUGUGCCUCUGCCGGAGUGUGUGUGAAAAAACAAACAACAACUACUUAAAUCACAGUCAGCUGUGAAGUUGCUUUCAAUGUGUGAAAUAAAUAUGCAAAUGGCAAAAAAAUCAGAAAUUACAAAUUAAUAGUGUGAAAAUUCCACUUACAAAUUAAAGCAUGCUAAUCGAGAUAGCUCAAAGCAACUGAGUGAAAUCAAUGUAUUGAAAACAUAACACACAACCGCAAAAGGGUAUAUUUUUAGUGAAUUUCACUAGCGGAAUAAGAACUUGUGAAAUUUUGACAGCAGAAUCAAGGAGCAAAGAGGAGAGCAGAAAGCGGGCUUUUGUGGUCACGCAUUGAAGGGAAACCAGGAAGCGGGCAAGGAAACCCAAGCAAACUGCAAAGGCACUUCCCGACGAUCCUUCCCUUUUAAAAGUUCUUCGCUCACACAUAUCCAGGCGCAUCAGACUGAUUGACGGCACAGACUGCUAUAAACCAUAUGCAAUAUCUUCCAAGAAAACAACGCAUAUCAGAAGGAGAGAAAAAAAACACGGUUGGAAAACGAGGAAAACAUAUCCUGCAUCAUAAAUCAUUGCCAGGCUUUGAUUAAUGUUGCGUAUACGCAAUGUUGUCGGCCCCCGCGUUGGCCUCUAACUAAGUGAAAGCUCAAAUCGGUCAGAAAGAGCGGGAUAGAAUACUUCCAUUAGCACCUUCUGGGACAUAACAACAACAUCAUCAUCAACAGCAGCUGAGACCACAAAUCCAGAAACCAAAGAUGGCCUUCAUCUGGCGACGACGCUCCACGACGAUUGUGAAGCUGGUGGCCUUCCUCCUGGCCAUUUGGUUCUGCAUAGCCUUUCUGGUCUACACGGACGACACGCGGCGAAGAGCCUCCCAGGAGGGGGGCGGCGGCAGUGGGGUGGGCAGUGCCCUUGGAGGGGGCGGGGCCGGAGGACUAGGCGAUCCCAUUGCCCUCGCCCUAAGGAACGAGCCCGCCGGCGAGGACUUCGGUAUCAAUGGGAACGUCAUCGGAGGAGGAGGUGGUCAGAAGCAGGCGCACGACGAGGCUGAUAUCCCACCCACAGUGGGUAAGCACAAGGUCGACCACCAGGCGGAACGGCUGCGGAAGAAGGCUGCUGAGCAGCCGAAGAAAAAGGCGCAAGACGAUGCAAAAAAAGUGAUUGACCCUCCCAGCAACUUCGAGGAGAAUCCUGGCGAACUGGGAAAACCCGUUCGUCUACCCAAGGAAAUGUCCGAGGAUAUGAAGAAGGCCGUUGAUGAUGGCUGGACCAAGAACGCCUUCAACCAAUACGUAUCCGACCUGAUAUCCGUGCAUCGAACGCUGCCCGAUCCUCGGGAUGCCUGGUGCAAGGAUGAGGCUCACUACCUGACCAAUCUGCCCAAGACCGAUGUCAUCAUCUGCUUCCACAACGAGGCUUGGACUGUGCUGCUGAGAACAGUGCACUCGGUUUUGGAUAGGUCGCCAGAGCAUCUUCUUGGAAAGAUUAUCCUGGUAGAUGACUACAGCGACAUGCCUCACUUGAAGCGGCAGCUAGAGGAUUAUUUUGCUGCUUACCCCAAAGUUCAGAUUAUCAGAGGCCAAAAGCGAGAGGGUCUGAUUCGAGCCCGAAUUUUGGGAGCCAACCAUGCCAAGUCCGCCGUUCUCACCUAUUUGGAUUCCCAUUGCGAGUGCACAGAAGGAUGGCUGGAACCGCUUCUGGACCGCAUUGCCCGUAAUUCUACCACUGUUGUGUGUCCGGUUAUUGAUGUCAUUAGUGACGAGACUCUGGAGUAUCACUAUCGCGACUCUACGGGAGUCAAUGUCGGAGGAUUCGAUUGGAAUCUGCAGUUCAGCUGGCACCCAGUUCCUGAACGAGAAAAGAAGCGCCAUAAUAGCACCGCCGAACCCGUCUAUUCACCCACGAUGGCCGGAGGACUCUUCUCCAUCGACAGGGAAUUCUUCGAUAGACUGGGCACCUACGAUUCCGGAUUCGAUAUCUGGGGCGGCGAGAAUCUGGAGCUGUCCUUCAAGACCUGGAUGUGCGGCGGCACCCUGGAGAUAGUCCCCUGCUCACACGUGGGCCACAUCUUCCGGAAACGCUCGCCGUACAAGUGGCGUUCGGGCGUGAAUGUGCUGAAGAAGAACUCCGUGCGGCUGGCCGAGGUUUGGAUGGAUGACUACUCGCAGUACUACUACCACCGCAUCGGAAACGACAAGGGCGACUGGGGCGAUGUCAGCGAUCGCAGGAAGCUACGUGACGAUCUGAAGUGCAAGAGCUUCAAGUGGUAUCUGGACAACAUUUACCCCGAACUCUUUAUUCCCGGCGAUUCGGUGGCCCAAGGCGAGAUAAGAAACCUAGGUUAUGGCGGUCGCACCUGCCUGGACGCACCUGCUGGCAAGAAGCACCAGAAGAAGGCCGUGGGCACGUACCCCUGCCACCGGCAGGGAGGAAACCAGUACUGGAUGCUGAGCAAGGCGGGCGAAAUUCGACGCGACGACUCCUGUCUCGAUUAUGCCGGCAAGGAUGUGACGCUCUUUUCCUGCCACGGCGGCAAAGGAAAUCAGUUCUGGACUUUCCGCGAGAACACAAAGCAGCUGCACCACGGCACCUCCGGCAAGUGCCUGGCCAUCAGCGAGAGCAAGGACAAGCUGCUGAUGGAGGAGUGCAACACCAGCCUCGGCCGCCAACAGUGGACCCUCGAGAACUACGACAGUUCCAAGUUGUGAGGCUACUUCUAUGCGAGGGGCAACCUCCUGUUGCCCACUUCGCGGCGGCACCAACAACCACAUGCAUAGCGGCAGGACCAGAAAAGGAAGCGCAGACAGGACAUGAGGUGGCGGCAGGAGUUGGAGUAGUUAGAUUCCCCCGAGGCAUGUGCAAUAGGGAGUGGGAGGAGGAGGAGGAGGAGGACGAGGGGAACGAGUGGAUUGUAGCAGCAGCAUUACUUGCCAUGCUAUAUAAAUAUUAUUAAAAUUUAUAUGUUUCCAAACAACAGAAUAGACGUUACUUAGCCCUAAGUACCACACACCCACAGACUAGACAAACAGACACUGAAAAGAUAACGACUGCUGUACAGUAGCUAUAAGUUGAUAAGUUUUCUAGACCUAAGUCGGAGCACUUAGGAUUAGGUUAAUGGAGCCAGGCCCAAGGACAAUUGCUGGCCAACAAAACGAAGUCGUAGCGCAAUUUUGCAUUUAAAUUUGUAAACAUUUAGCACAAUUUACGGAAAGUGUGAACCUUGUCUCUGUGUACUUGACUUAUUCCCAUGGCCAACGACAGGCGAAAGAUGUCCGGAUUAUUUAUGAAUUUUACAAAUGUCAUCAAAUGGCUCUGCGAAAGCCUCAUUCCAAAUAUAUGUUUUAGUGAGUAAGCCCUAGACUAAGUCUGAGUUGGAAAGCAUUUGGUGAUAGCCUUUGUUUCGCCUGUGACCCCGAGUACUCCCAUUUAUAAUUUCCUAUACCUACCUAAAUAUCUCUUUAAAUGGCGAACCAAAAUUUUGAUUUAAAUUAUUUUCGUACGAUUUAGGGACAGUCUUGUGUUGCUUAAUUUUUAGACGAGGAGCGUUGCAAACCUUAUGCCAAAUUACGUUUAGAUGUGUUCUUUUUAUCAAAACGACAACAUAUCCUAUUUGUUGGACAAUGCCAGCUUGUAGUACUUACAAAUAUCAGUUUCCAAACUACCGAUAUCACACAAAAUAUAUAGCGUUAGUCCCUAGAGGUUAGUCCUUAAUGCAAAUAUGCAUAGUGCCUUCUAUUUAUAACGGACGCAUUCUUCACAGCGACUGUGUAAAUACUGUACCGUACAAUUCCAUAUCGCAUCCUGCAGAAUGUGUACAUAACUAUGAUUAAAUACUGUUUUAUUCAAGACUAAAACGUACAUAUUAUAUCCAGAUGGUAGCCAAGAGUUACGCGUUGAUUUUCAAUUGCUAUGUAUUAUUCCAUCUAGCGAGCUUCACUGUAGGCGGCAUUUACAUUUUACGUACGAAACCAAAAGCCAUAGGAAGUGGUCGAUAACCUUUUUUUAAACUAAACUUACAAUAGUUAACUAAGCGCGUAGUAAAUGUCUAGUAAGGACGCAAAUAUUGUGCAAGGAAUCAGAUAAAGUUAUAAAUAAAAAUACGUGAAUUGAAAA
Drosophila rhopaloa is the source of this 4237-nucleotide messenger RNA. RefSeq names its product putative polypeptide N-acetylgalactosaminyltransferase 9 (gene Pgant9). The coding region runs from base 880 to 2832 and encodes 650 amino acids. Gene Ontology annotation, cellular component: Golgi apparatus. NCBI's taxonomy places the organism in Eukaryota, Metazoa, Arthropoda, Insecta, Diptera, Drosophilidae. The transcript is spliced from 12 exons. The record is from RefSeq and is a predicted model, not a curated record.